Molecule: messenger RNA, 3364 nt
Organism: Leptinotarsa decemlineata (Colorado potato beetle)
Lineage: Eukaryota; Metazoa; Arthropoda; Insecta; Coleoptera; Chrysomelidae
Product: BTB/POZ domain-containing protein KCTD3
Biological process (GO): protein homooligomerization
Molecular function (GO): protein binding
Source: RefSeq, a predicted model, not a curated record
GAUAAACGCUGUUUUCUUCCUUCUUUACAUUCAAACAAUGUUGCCAAAUCGUUUACAGUCAAAUUAAGUAAUUGUUUAUCAAUAAUAAGUCGACAAUGUACUUUCUAAUAAUUAGAAAUUAGAACUAUUUACUAAUGAAAAUGUCAGUUCCUCCACAUGGUUAUUUUGGUGAUAUUCUCCAAUUGAAUGUUGGAGGCAAAAGAUUCUCAACUUCAAGACAAACCCUCACCUCUAUUCCUGACACCUUCUUUACUGCUUUAUUGAGCGGCAGAAUAUCAAGUUUGAGAGACGAGAAAGGUGCAAUAUUCAUUGAUAGGGAUCCCAAGAUAUUUUCCAUUGUCCUUAAUUAUUUACGUACGAGAGAAAUAGAACUAAAUGGAACAGAUCUACGAACACUGAGACAUGAAGCAGAAUACUAUAAUAUCGCACCCUUGCUCAGAAGGCUUAUGUUGUGCGAAGAGUUGACCCAGUCAACUUGUGGAGACGUUUUAUUCUACGGUUCUCUUCCAGCACCUUAUAUUCCAGUACAUGAGCCUGCGACAAGUUUCACACCCCAUGUGGAGACCACGGCUGUACAUCAAGUGAGGCCAGGGUCAGGCAUUAGGUUGCCGGAUGGACAAGCAAGUGCAGCUGAGGGUGGGAAGCCUUCGACUAGCGCUGGAACAGAAAACUGUGAUACCUCAACGAAUCCUACUAUACAAAGUCAACAAGGAAACUCCAGUCAAGCUUCGAUUUCAACCGGGUUUGUGCAGAACAGGGCUCAAGGACAUUCAAGAAAUUCUUCGCUGGAACUAAGACUAGGAAUUCCCAACAACUACAGCAGAAGCUCCCAAGACUUGCGUGGAUUAGCAAGCCGAGGCCAUUCAAGAGCAGCCUCCUUAGAUCUGAGACACGCAAGGACUUCGUCUGCUGAUCUCAACAAACUGAUAAGAAACGAUAUAGGGCUGGUUUUUGGGAUGACAAAUUCUACAUGGGCAGAUCCUCUCAGAGUUCAAAUUAUCAAAGCACACCACAACUGGAUUGUUGCGGCAUACGCGCAUUUUGUUGUCUGUUAUAGAUUGAAAGAUUCCAGCGGUUGGCAGCAAGUCUUCACCAGUCCUUACAUAGAGAGUUGCAUCGAACGUAUUGCUAUCAAUGCAAAAAUGGGUUCGACGGAAACUUCUAAGAUGGUUGCUAUUUCUUAUGGCAGUCAAGUUAGAUUAUGGGGCAUCUCGGAUUCAGGGGCUCGCACCAACAUAGGUACUUUCAACCUCCAUGUCAGGGUAGAAUAUCUUUUCUACAUCGGUAGUCAGUUGGUAGCACUGUCUCCAUCGGGAAAACUAGGAGUUUGGCAUGCCAUGACCCAACACUGGCAGACGCAAGACGUUAUGCCUAUUGCCUCAUUUGAUACGGCUGGAUCCAUCCUGUUACUAGGCUGCAACAACGGCUGUAUAUAUUACAUAGAUAUGCAAAAGUUUCCCUUGCGCAUGAAAGACAACGAUUUGCUGGUGACCGAACUUUAUAGGGACCCCAAUAACGAACCAGUUACUGCGAUUUCUGUGUAUCUGACACCGAAAACUAAACACGAAUAUAACACAAGGAGACAUGACCUCAUUUAUCCAUAUCAUACAUUGAGACUUACUGGAAAAUCUCCCUAUUAUAUGGCAAUGAAAUUUUACAUGUUAUCAGUACUUAACCGGCUCAAAUCUCUUACUGUCUACUGUAUUUCCAUUUAUCCUUUGAAUAAUUUAGAGAGACAUGAUAAAGAUAUCUCGUUUAUUCGGCAGGUUACGCUCUCCGAGAAGUACCUCGUCUCUGUCUGUUCGGAAUACAACCAUGUACGAAGUUGGCGUGUCACUAGGUUCCGCGGUAUGCUCUCCACACAGCCUGGCUCUACUCCAGAGGCGUCGUUCAAGAUAGUAGCCCUGGAAGCUGUCGAACCUACCAUGAGCCAUGGGGCCGCUAACGAUUGCGGGCCCUUUGGAGAGCAAGACGACGAACAGGUGUUCAUUCAAAAAGUUGUUCCGGACGCAGACCAUUUGUUCGUGAGGUUAGCCAGCAAUGGUAAAAGAGUUUGCGUUAUCAGAGCAGUAGAUGGCAGUACGGUCAGCGCUUUCUGCGUCCACGAAUGCGAAGGAUCCAGCAGGAUGGGUUCCAGACCGAGACGGUUCAUCUUCACUGGUCACUCCAACGGUUCCAUACAAAUGUGGGAUUUGACCACAGCCCUCGAUCUCUCCUACAAGAACGAUGUAGGUAAAACCAAUGGUGGCCCUUCGACGGAAGAACUGCUCAUGAUGCUGGACCAGUGCGACAUUAGCAACAGCCUCUCUUCGACGCCCUGCAUGUCACCGUCGCCAUACCUGGCUGCGGCAUCCAGGCUGAAGUCCAGCAACGUCGCUUUCUUGAACCAGCAACUGCACCAAGAAGGGGAAAGGUCUUCGAGUUCGACAUAGUUCCUAAAAGACGUCGGUGAUGAUUGGUUGUGACGCGUGCGCCUCUAAGGAGGAGGCGUUCAGCGAAAAAUUAAACUUCUCUUGCCUUGUUAAGGGGUUUCCUAAUUAAUAUUAGAGUGGGAGAGGAACUAGUGGCUGGAAACGAAUACUUGCGAUAGGCAGCCUAAUUUAUUGACGAUUAUUAUUAUUAUUGCCGUUUAUUGACGACACUUGAAGUGGCCUUUCAAUGCAUGAUAUCGUUCAUAGCAAAACUCAAAAUCAGUUAGGUUUUGAGUGUUGUUUAGACACCAGGCCCUGGGCGGGACUUAUUUGCCAACGCUUUAUUAUAUGAUGGACUGGAGGUGACAAAAGAAUCUCCCUACCGAAGGGUCCCCUCAGACACAGGAAUAUUCAAAAAAGAUAUCUAUAUGAAUUUUCUCCUUGCAUGGUACCUCGGAUAAUUGUUUUGUAAAGUAAAUUCACCAAAUUUAUGUGAAUAAAUAUAUUUGUUGAUCUCCUCAGCUACCCAAGGCGAAUGUUCGUCUCUAGACGCUGUUUUGAUCGGUAAUUCGGCACCCAACGUGGGGCCGGAUAAUGGGGUUUAUAAUAAAGGAAUACGUUUCCUCGUGGGGAGGGUACUCACGGGCACAACCCUUGCAGAACAAGGGUUACUAUUAUUUUUUGGCCAUGGAUGAUGUCUGCGUUGAAAGUGUUCGAUUUUGUAAAAUUUUUAUUACUGAUUCUAAAUCAGUACACGAAAUGAAUAUAUUAAUAAAGGUAGUUUGAAGUUGGGAAAUAUGCCUUGUCUAUUUUCUUGCUUGAAAGUGAUAAGUUUUGUUUUAUUGUAACGUUUCGCCAACUUAUGCCGUUUUUUGCUUGCUUUGCAAUUAUUUUCGAUAUUGUUGACUCCAUAUAGAUAUGAUUAUAUUGUCAAUAAAGUUGUUUUUUAUAAA